CGAGGAACAGACCAACUCCUGCGUGACGCGGCCGGGAGGGUCCCGCGCUGCCUUGUGCGGUGCCGGACCGAUGCGCUCGACACCGGUCCACAUGGCCUUGUUGGAAGCUAUGGAGCAGCAGAGUGUUUCUGUAGCAAAAGCCGGUCUUGUUGCCACUCUGUCUGCACGCACGGCAGUGCUUGCUGCUGCAAAUCCAAUCGGUGGCCAUUACAAUCGGGCCAGGACAGUCAACGAGAACUUGAAAAUGAGCAGCGCAUUGUUAUCAAGAUUUGACUUGACCUUCAUCCUGCUUGACAGUCGUGAUGAGCUUAUGGAUCGGCGACUCUCAGAGCAUGUCUUUGCGUUGCAUGGCCGGAGAUCCUUUCCUUCAUCCACCCGCAGCAAGUCGUAUGUGCAGCCCAAGAGGCCUCAUCAUCUGGAUGCAGAAAUGGCGAUUGAUUAUGCAAGCUCAAUUGCGAAGCGACUUCGACUGGAGCCUUUGGGAAAUUCAAACUUUGAGCCCGCACCACCAAGAUUGCUUCAGAAGUACAUUGCGUAUGCUCGACAGUACGUCUUCCCAAGGAUGUCAGAGGAAGCAUGUCAAGUAAUACAAAACUUCUACCUUCGACUACGAGAGCGCCGGCAGUCUGGAGACAGCACACCAAUUACUCUUCGUCAGCUUGAGAGUCUAGUCAGGCUUGCAGAGGCCCGAGCGCGCAUUGAACUACGAGAAGUGGUUACAAAACAAGAUGCUGUGGAUGUGGUUGAGAUAAUGAAAGAGUCUCUCUUGGAUAAAUAUGUCGAUGAGCAAGGGUGUGUGGAAGUAGGACGCAGCGGUGGAAUGAGCAAGCAAAAAGAGGCAAAGCGCUCUUUUGUGACCGAGGCGAGCCGGUUACCCAACGUAAGUUAUUAACAGCACCCCCCCUGGAUACCUGUGGGCCCUGCAUGAGGACCCCUCCGUUUACUAGAUACGUAGAAAAGAAAUAGAUGGUAGAUCAAGUGUUUUUAGCAUGGUCACAACCCAUGAAGAGAGCAGGUUAGUCGGUCAGACGAGAACACAGGCGAAUAUCAAAAGAGUUUGCAGACCUUGAGGUGGCACCUAAGAGAGUAGUGGAGAGAGAGAUCAAACAUUGAAUAGAGAUAGUACUCUGUAGCAAGACCCUGAAGGGUCAGAUCUAUGGGAUGUCUCUCAUAGGAUUAGAGGAAUUGUGCAAGGGUGGAUAAAGCCUAGCUGACCUC
Messenger RNA from Chara braunii, 1218 nucleotides. The record is from the annotation of a GenBank genome assembly. Lineage: Eukaryota; Viridiplantae; Streptophyta; Charophyceae; Charales; Characeae.